AUGGGAUACAUUCGCUUCAUCUCCACGACCAUUGUUCAACCCACAUUCCACAAUGAACUUACGCAGAGGAUUGAGUUAACUCCAUGGGAUCUACAGCUCAUCCUAUUAGAUCACAUCCAAAAGGGCCUUCUCUUCCACAAACCAAAAUCCAGUACCUAUGAGCAAGACCCCAUCACAAGCUUGACUGAACACCUAAAACACUCCCUCUCCCUCACCUUAGACAUCUUCUAUCCCCUUGCUGGCCGUCUUGCAAUUACCGAAAAUGAGGACGACAACACCACCUCUUUCUCCGUAGACUGCAAUGGCGCCGGAGCUGAGUUUGUCCAUGCAGUUGCCGAUGGUGUCACGGUGGCCGAUAUCCUUGACUCUGUUUUGGUUCCUGAUGACAUUGUUCACUCAUUCUUUCUGAUGAAUGGGGUUUUGAACUACGAAGGCAGUGGAUCCAAACCCCUGCUUGCAGUGCAAAUAACUGAGUUGGUUGAUGGCAUUUUCAUAGGUUGCACAAUGAACCACUCUGUUGUUGAUGGGUCAUCAUUCUGGCAUUUCUUCAACACUUGGUCUGAAAUCUCUCGACGUGGUAGUACUAAUUGUGGCAAAAUUUUGCAACCUCCUCCUGCUUUUGGCCGCGAAUUUCUCAACGGCAUGAUUGAUCUCCCGGUUCGCCUUCCAAACUUUCAAAACAAAAUCCCGAAAAUUAGGUUUUCAGCACCACUUCUUCAACAAAGAGUGUUCCAUUUUUCCAAGCAAAAAAUUGCAAAGCUCAAAGCGAAAGCCAAUGCCGAAAUGGGCACCACCAGGAUCUCAUCCCUUCAAGCACUCUUGGCUCAUCUUUGGGUGUCCGUGACUCGCAACCAGCGUCUCGAAACUGAUCAAGAGACCCAGUACAAAGUGCUAGUAGGCAUGAGGCAGAGAUUGCAGCCACCAUUGCCAGACCAAUACCUUGGAAAUGCUGUUCUAUUCGGCAUAGUAACAUCCACAGUAGGCGAGUUGCUUGAGCGCGGACUAGGCUGGGCGGCUUGGGAAAUGAACAAGACGAUUUCUUCACAAACAGAACAAGAUGUAAGGAAGCUGUUGGAGGGUUGGAUAAAAGAUCCUAAAGUGCCAAAGCUUGAUGGCUUGGCAAGCAACUCAUUGUUGACAGGAAGCUCACCGCGGUUCAAUGUGUUUGGCAACGACUUUGGUUGGGGACGGCCUCUGGCCGUUCGAAGUGGCGUUGGGAACAAAUUUGAUGGGAAGUUGACUGUGUAUCCUGGGGCUGAAGAUGGAAGUAUUGAUUUUGAAGCUUGCCUUUUGCCUCAGACACUACAAGCUUUGGCACACGACGCAGAGUUCACGGCCAGUCUGGCUGCUUGA
This is a messenger RNA of Prunus armeniaca (apricot), 1353 nucleotides long. NCBI's taxonomy places the organism in Eukaryota, Viridiplantae, Streptophyta, Magnoliopsida, Rosales, Rosaceae. The record is from the annotation of a GenBank genome assembly.